Molecule: messenger RNA, 1739 nt
Organism: Mya arenaria
Lineage: Eukaryota; Metazoa; Mollusca; Bivalvia; Myida; Myidae
Product: hairy/enhancer-of-split related with YRPW motif protein 1-like
Exons: 4
Coding region: 1-939 (312 amino acids)
Biological process (GO): regulation of transcription by RNA polymerase II; anterior/posterior pattern specification; regulation of neurogenesis
Cellular component (GO): nucleus
Molecular function (GO): RNA polymerase II cis-regulatory region sequence-specific DNA binding; DNA-binding transcription factor activity, RNA polymerase II-specific; protein dimerization activity
Source: RefSeq, a predicted model, not a curated record
AUGAAACGGAGUUUAAGCACGAGUGACGACGACGAUGAUGUCUUUGACGAAAGACUUAAGUCUGGGUCGCCGUCCCAGAGCUGCCAGAUCACGGACCGAAAGAAGAGACGCGGGGUUAUCGAGAAGCGGCGGCGUGACCGGAUUAACAACAGCCUCUCGGAGCUGCGCCGCCUUGUUCCAUCCGCCUUUGAGAAACAGGGGUCCGCUAAACUCGAGAAAGCCGAGAUACUCCAAAUGACAGUCGACCAUUUAAAGAUGCUUCAUUCGAAAGGUGUGAACGGGUACAACUUCCCUGACCCUCAUAACCUUGCAUUAGACUACCGGGGUAUCGGUUUCCGGGAGUGUCUCGCGGAAGUGGCGCGCUACCUGAUGACGGUGGAGGGGAUGGACCUCCAGGACCCGCUCCGGCUCCGCCUCCUCUCCCAUCUCCAGUGUUUCGCAACCCAGCGAAUCUCCUCCGUCAAGUCUUCAUUCCAGAAUUCCACUUGGAACUCCCUUAAUUCCAUGUCUUCACAUUCCGCGAUGAAUUCGCUCAGUUCUAAUCAAUAUAACGGCAAUAUGGCGUCAACGAUGACGUCAAUGCUUCAGUCUCAACAUUCCAGCCAAUCAGACCAGCACGCAAUGUCUUCCCAUGAUUCCUUACCCGGUGUUGCCUCGGUUUCAUUCAGUGACGCAAGAAUAAGCCAAUCAGACAAUUCGUUACAUAAUCCUAUGAGGAUUCCACUGCAGCCUCCACCAAUGGGAUCACACAGUAAUAUGACGUCAAACACAGGUCAAUCCUCAUUGCUCAACCAGCAGAUUUCCCAGUUUCCAAUGCUAAACAUGAACGCUAUGAUGUCACCAAACACUGCCCAGUCGUAUAACGCGGCGGCGGGAAAUUUGAACCAGCUUGGUUCAGUGAAACCUUACAGACCUUGGGGCUCGGAAAUAGCCUACUGACUAUAAGGCUAGAAAAAUAUCUUAGAUCUCAUCCCCGUUAACUCCGCACCAACGGAGUUGGUGAUUAUUUUAUAAAAUUCGGUUUGGGCGAGAAAUGGUCGACACUCGAUCGCACAUGCUUAUUUCUGACUUGGAAUAGAUAAGAAAUGACUCCAACCACCAGUCCCCAUGUUUUUAACCGUAAAAAAUCGGAUGAGAUUCUAACGAUUAUUUUUCACUGGCCUUCACUAGUGUAAAUAUGUGAUAUAUAUAUGUAUGUGUCGAGUGUGCUCAAGUGGUUUUACAACGAAACUAGUGUCUGCAAAAUAAAUUAAUUGUAUGUCGGCUAUCAUCCGGAAAUCUAAACAAGGAAUGAAGUUUUCCAUUGAGUGCUGAUUGUUUUCCAAUAUUGACAAAUAUUUUUGCCAUGAUAUAUAAUUGUAAUUUAUUAUUAUGACCAUUCCGUCAUUGCUUGCGUUUUGUGCAAUAUUUUAGUAAAGUAAGGGAAGCAACUCUUAUACAUUAUGCAAAUCUUGUAAAACUUGAAUGACACAGUUGUGUCCCUUGGACUUGAAUUAUUUUGGUGCAUUUGUUUUGUAUUCUAGUCUUUUUCUUCUGUUUGUAUAUAUAUGUACAUUUUGUUGAUUAUUUUACGCAUAACGUAGUGCAAUGUAUAGUUAACAUUGCAUUAUCGAUUAUAAAAAUAACUUGGAGAUUCAUGCAUGAAAUUAAUAAUUUACAUUUAUAUUGAAAUUUUUGAUACUAGGCUAUUGUAUUUUUGGUAUCAAAGCUACAUCCAAGUCCACUGUUAUAUUGUAAAC